GAAAAAUACUUCCCAUACAACACGUAUAAAAGCCCACACUCAUUUCUCCUCUCGAUUUUAUUCUCUACCCUCACCUUAGGGUUUCUCUUCUUCCACCUCCAAUUCACUGCCUUUUCCCUCACAAAUCCCUAAUUCAACCUUAUUUACCCAUCCAAUUCUCUCAAUUCUCUUUUUCUAAUUAUUCACUUGUAUAUAAUUUCUAGGGUUGCCGAUUUGUUCGUUGUUUGGAUUGCUUGAUUUCGACGGAUACGAAACCAGCAGUGUAAUUCCCCUCCUCAAUUUUAAGGGUUUUUGAUCUUCUUGCUGUCAGAUGCCCAGGAUUACUACCCGAUCCGGUGCCGCGUGAAUCGCGACCACGGAUUUAAUCGUGGCGGUUUAGUUCUUGUAUGGAAACUCGGAGCCGGAAGCGGGCGGAGGCCUCCUCAACAGCCCCUUCAUCUUCCUCCUCCGGUCCUACCACCCGCUCCCAGAAACGCGCUCGCCUCACUGCCGCUGCCACUACUUCCUCUUCCACGACCACUACUGCUGCCACCGCUCCUUCAAUUGCUCUCGCCGCCGCCCCCCGCACUCGCACUACUCGCGCUCAUCCUGCACCCAUGGACUCAACCGCCCCUGUUGAAUCAUCAUCCCGUUCCCGUCGUAACAAAAAUGAAUCUUCCGACAAAGGAAAGGAAAAAGAGCAUGAGGUUAGGGUUCGAGACAAUAGGGAUGUCAGAGAUAGAGAGAGGGACAGCUUGGGGUUAAAUAUGGAAUCCGGAAAUAACAAUCCCAAUGAAGAUGAUGAUAAUGAUAGUGAAGGUGGUGGUAUCGGAGCUUUCCAUCAGAAUUUAACCUCAGCUAGUAGUGCUCUCCAAGGUCUAUUGCGUAAGCUUGGGGCUGGACUUGAUGAUCUGCUGCCUUCAUCUGGGAUGCCAUCUGCUUCAUCCUCGCAUCAAUCUGGGAGGCUGAAGAAAAUUUUAUCAGGAUUGCGAGCAGAUGGUGAGGAAGGGAAGCAGGUUGAAGCCUUAACUCAGCUUUGUGAGAUGCUCUCAAUUGGAACCGAGGAGUCAUUGAGCACCUUCUCUGUGGAUUCAUUUGUGCCAGUGCUAGUUGGUUUACUGAACCAUGAGAGUAAUCCGGAUAUAAUGCUGCUUGCUGCCAGGGCAAUCACUCAUUUGUGUGAUGUGUUGCCUUCAUCAUGUGCAGCGGUUGUGCAUUAUGGUGCUGUUUCAUGCUUUGUUGCUAGGUUGCUUACUAUUGAAUACAUGGACUUGGCUGAACAGUCCCUGCAAGCGCUAAAGAAGAUAUCUCAGGAGCACCCAACUGCUUGUCUGCGAGCUGGUGCUCUUAUGGCGGUGCUUUCUUAUCUGGAUUUCUUCUCGACUGGAGUCCAGCGGGUGGCAUUAUCUACUGCUGCAAAUAUGUGCAAGAAACUCCCGUCAGAUGCUGCUGAUUUUGUGAUGGAAGCUGUCCCUCUGUUGACCAAUCUUCUUCAGUAUCAUGAUGCGAAGGUAUUGGAGCAUGCUUCUGUUUGUUUGACUCGGAUUGCUGAAACAUUUGCUUCAUCUCCAGAAAAAUUGGAUGAACUAUGUAAUCAUGGGCUGGUCACACAAGCUGCCUCUCUUAUUUCCACUAGUAAUUCUGGAGGUGGACAGGCAUCUCUAAGCCCACCUACAUACACGGGCUUAAUUCGACUGCUGUCCACAUUUGCAAGUGGGUCCCCUCUAGGGUCCAAAACUUUGCUUCUCCUUGGAAUCAGUGGCACUCUUAAAGAUAUCUUAUCAGGUUCUGGCGUUUCUGCUAAUUCAUCAGUUCCUCCAGCUCUAAGUAGACCAGCAGAGCAGAUUUUUGAGAUCGUCAACCUAGCAAAUGAGCUUCUUCCACCACUUCCACAAGGAACAAUUUCCCUUCCUGCUAGUUCCAAUAUGUUUGUGAAAGGACCUGUUGUUAAGAAGUCACCUUCAAGCAGUUCUGGCAAACAAGAUGACCUAAAUGGAAAUGUUCCUGAGGUUUCAGCCCGAGAGAAAUUAUUAAAGGAUCAGCCAGAUCUUUUGAAGCAAUUUGGAAUGGAUUUACUUCCUGUACUGAUUCAGAUAUAUGGUUCUAGUGUCAACAGCCCUGUUCGCCACAAAUGUCUCUCUGUUAUUGGAAAGUUGAUGUAUUUUUCCAGUUCAGAGAUGAUUCAGUCUUUGUUGAGUGUCACAAAUAUUUCUAGUUUCUUAGCUGGUGUAUUAGCAUGGAAAGAUCCUCAUGUCUUGGUUCCUGCCCUCCAAAUUGCUGAAAUUCUUAUGGAAAAGCUUCCUGGAACUUUCUCCAAGAUUUUUGUUAGAGAGGGUGUGGUACAUGCUGUCGAUCAACUUAUCUUAGCUGGAAAUCCUAAUCCCACUCCUACCCAAGCAUCUUCUGCCGAGAAGGACAAUGACUAUGUAACUGGAACCUCAUCUCGCUCUAGGCGUUACAAACGUCGCAGUAGUAACUCAAUUUCUGAAGGAAAUGCAUCAGAAGAGUCCAAGACUCUUGUUCCAACAAUAGCUGGAUCACCUCCAAAUUCUAUUGAAAUCCCAAUGGUUAAUACUAAUCUUCGCUUGGCUGUUGGUGCAUGUGCUAAGACUUUCAAAGAUAAGUAUUUUCCAUCUGAUGCUGGGGCCUCUGAGAUUGGAGUUACUGAUGAUCUUUUACAGUUAAAAAAUCUUUGCAUGAAGUUGAAUGCCGGUGUUGAUGACCAAAAGACUAAAGCAAAAGGGAAAUCUAAGGCUUCUGGGUCUCUUGUUGUCGAUAGUUCUGCCAAUAAAGAAGAGUACUUGAUUGGUGUGAUAGCUGACAUGUUGACAGAACUAAGCAAAGGGGAUGGUGUAUCCACUUUUGAGUUCAUUGGAAGUGGGGUUGUAGCAGCCCUGCUGAAUUAUUUUUCUCCUGGUUUCUUUUCCAAGGAAAGGAUUUCAGAAGCUAAUAUGUCCAAGCUUCGUCAACAAGCACUUAGAAGAUUUAAGUUAUUUGUUGGUCUUGCCCUUCCUACUAGUCUUGAUGAAGGGAGUGCAGCUCCCAUGACCAUUUUGGUUCAAAAGCUUCAAAAUGCCUUAUCAUCUUUAGAACGCUUUCCUGUCGUGCUGAGCCAUUCAUCUAGGUCAUCUAGUGGAAGUGCACGUCUUUCAUCUGGACUGAGUGCACUUUCUCAACCUUUUAAGUUGCGUCUCUGUCGAGCGCAAGGAGAAAAAUCCCUCCGUGAUUAUUCUUCCAAUGUAGUUCUUAUUGAUCCAUUAGCAAGUUUAGCAGCUGUCGAAGACUUUCUUUGGCCUCGAGUUCAGCGAAGUGAAUCUGGUCAAAAGCCUUCGGCAUCUGUGGGAAAUUCUGAAUCUGGGACCACCCCUACUGGAGCUGGCGGAUCAUCUCCAUCUACAUCCACUCCAACCACUCGUCGUCAUUCUUCAAGAUCCAGAUCGUCUGUUAAUAUAGGUGAUGCAGCUAGAAAGGAACCAUCACAGGAGAAAAGCACAAGCUCAUCAAAGGGGAAGGGGAAAGCUGUUUUGAAGACUGCCCAGGAAGAGGCAAAAGGUCCCCAAACUAGAAAUGCUGCCCGUAGAAGAGCAGCUCUUGAUAAAGAUGCACAAAUGAAAUCAGUAAAUGGGGAUUCUAGUUCUGAGGAUGAGGAAUUGGAUAUAUCUCCUGUUGAGAUUGAUGAAGCAUUGGUGAUUGAAGAUGAUGAUAUCUCUGAUGAUGAUGAUGACGACGACGAUGACGAUGAUGAUCAUGAAGAUGUGCUGAGAGAUGAUUCUUUACCUGUUUGCAUGCCAGAAAGAGUACAUGAUGUAAAGUUGGGUGAUGCACCUGAAGAUAGCAGCAGUGCUCCAGCAGCAAGUGAUAGCCAAGUGAAUCCUGCUUCAGGUUCUAGCAGCAGAGCAGCUGCUGUGAGGGGCUCAGAUUCUACUGAUUUUAGGGGUGGUAGCUCUUAUGGCUCAAGGGGUGCUAUGUCAUUUGCUGCUGCUGCUAUGGCUGGUCUUGGGGCUGCCAAUGGCAGAGGUAUCAGAGGAGGCAGGGAUAGACAAGGACGACCAUUAUUUGGUGGUUCCAGUGAUCCUCCAAAAUUGAUCUUUACUGCUGGUGGGAAGCAGCUAAAUAGGCAUUUGACAAUCUAUCAGGCCAUCCAGAGACAACUUGUGUUGGAUGAGGAUGAUGACGAAAGGUAUGGUGGCAGUGACUUCAUAUCCAGUGAUGGUAGCAGGCUUUGGAGUGAUAUAUAUACAAUUACAUACCAGAGGGCAGAUGGUCAAACUGACAGGGUUUCUAUGGGGGGUUCGAGUACUACCACCACAUCAAAGUCUGCAAAAACUGGUGGUUCUAAUUUGAAUUCUGACAGCCAAUUGCAGCGGAUGUCACUUUUAGAUAGCAUUGUGCAAGGGGAACUUCCUUGUGAUUUGGAGAAAACUAAUCCUACUUAUAAUAUCUUAGCACUGCUUCGUGUACUAGAGGGGUUGAACCAGCUGGCGCCACGUCUGAGGGCCCAGUUAGUUUCAGACGAUUUUGCUGAAGGGAAAAUCUCAGGUUUGGAAGGGCUGAAUGCUACUGGUGGUAGGGUUUCAGUUGAAGAAUUUAUAAACAGCAAGCUCACCCCUAAAUUAGCUCGUCAAAUUCAGGAUGCCCUUGCAUUAUGCAGUGGGAGUCUUCCAUCAUGGUGCUACCAGUUGACAAAAGCUUGCCCAUUCUUAUUCCCUUUUGAGACCCGUCGACAGUAUUUCUACUCAACUGCUUUUGGAUUGUCUCGUGCACUGUAUCGUCUACAGCAGCAGCAGGGUGCUGAUGGUCAUGGAUCAGCAAAUGAAAGAGAGGUGAGAGUAGGAAGAUUACAACGUCAGAAAGUUCGUGUUUCUCGGAACCGCAUUUUGGAUUCUGCUGCCAAAGUAAUGGAAAUGUAUUCUAGUCAGAAGGCUGUACUUGAAGUAGAAUACUUUGGUGAAGUGGGCACCGGGUUGGGUCCUACCUUGGAGUUCUACACACUUUUAAGUCAUGAUUUACAGAAAGUUGCACUUGGAAUGUGGAGGUCAAAUUCAUCAUCAGGAAAGCCAACUAUGGAAAUCGAUGAAGAUGGUGACAAAAAUGGAAAAGCCAAUAAUGAUUCGAGGGCUGUUGGAGAUGCAGAUGUUGUUCAAGCUCCACUUGGUCUGUUUCCUCGUCCCUUUCCUCCAAAUGCUGAUGCUUCUGAGGGUAGCCAGUUUUACAAGGUUGUUGAGUAUUUCCGGUUGGUUGGACGGGUAAUGGCCAAAGCUCUUCAAGAUGGACGCCUUUUGGAUCUGCCACUUUCAACAGCAUUUUGUAAGCUUGUGCUUGGUCAGGAGCUUGAUCUGUAUGACAUUCUCUCUUUUGAUGUGGAAUUGGGGAAGGUUUUGCAAGAAUUGCAUGCUCUUGUUUGCAGGAAACAUUAUAUGGAAGCUUUAGGAACUGAUAAUCGUGAUGCUAUUGCUGGUUUGCAUUUUCGUGGGACUGCAAUUGAAGAUCUCUGCUUGGAUUUUACCCUUCCUGGUUAUCCCGACUACAUUUUGAAGCUUGGAGAUGAAACUGUUGACAUAAAUAACUUGGAAGAGUACAUAUCUUUAGUGGUUGAUGCAACGGUGAAGACUGGGAUUAUGCGGCAAAUGGAAGCAUUUAGAGCUGGGUUUAAUCAGGUAUUCGACAUCUCAUCCUUACAAAUAUUCUCUCCACAAGAGUUGGACUAUUUGCUAUGCGGGCGUCGAGAGUUGUGGGAGCCUGAGACCCUGGUUGACCACAUAAAAUUUGACCAUGGAUAUACAGCCAAGAGUCCUGCAGUAGUUAAUUUGCUUGAGAUUAUGGGAGAAUUCACACCUGAGCAGCAGCGUGCCUUCUGCCAGUUUGUAACAGGCGCACCAAGGUUACCACCUGGUGGUCUAGCAGUAUUAAAUCCGAAGUUAACCAUUGUGAGAAAGCAUUCUUCAUCUGCAGGGAAUGCAGCAGCAAAUGGAACUGGGCCUUCAGAAUCAGCAGAUGAUGACUUGCCUAGUGUCAUGACCUGUGCUAAUUACCUGAAGCUUCCUCCAUACUCCACCAAGGAAAUAAUGUACAAGAAACUGCUGUAUGCGAUCUGGGAAGGGCAAGGAUCCUUUGAUUUGUCUUGAGUUUCGACUAACUGGUUGACGGGUGUAUAUUUUGUCACAAGAAUCUUCAUCAUGGUCAUUGCUUUUUCUUUUUUCUCUCCUGGAUAAAUUUGAUAUAGGAAUUAGCAACUGUCCUGCUCAAUAAUGGUUUCUUUUUUGGUGGCCCUUUAAACUAAUGGAGUCAUCAAUGUCAGUUCCUAAAAUUUUUAAGGAAUCGUUAUCUGGUCGGGUUUUGUUUAGGGUCCGAUGGAAUCUGUGCUCGGCUGGGUCUCUCUGUUGGCUUUGUAAUUUAAGUUCAUAUAUUCAAUUUAAAGAAAUUGAAAAUUAUUGUCCA
Messenger RNA from Manihot esculenta (cassava), 6417 nucleotides. RefSeq names its product E3 ubiquitin-protein ligase UPL3. The coding region runs from base 387 to 6104 and encodes 1905 amino acids. Gene Ontology annotation, biological process: proteasome-mediated ubiquitin-dependent protein catabolic process; protein polyubiquitination. The record is from RefSeq and is a predicted model, not a curated record. The transcript is spliced from 17 exons. Gene Ontology annotation, molecular function: protein binding; ubiquitin protein ligase activity. NCBI's taxonomy places the organism in Eukaryota, Viridiplantae, Streptophyta, Magnoliopsida, Malpighiales, Euphorbiaceae.